Molecule: messenger RNA, 1212 nt
Organism: Triticum turgidum subsp. durum (durum wheat)
Lineage: Eukaryota; Viridiplantae; Streptophyta; Magnoliopsida; Poales; Poaceae
Source: the annotation of a GenBank genome assembly
AUGGAGGAGGGAGAGUUGCCUGCUGGCAAUAUGGAUGGAGAUAGUAACAUUACCAUUUCUCUGGGUUACCCUGGCAGUGCCAACUCUGUUUCCUAUGCUAAUGGUCUCGUGGCGCCACUAGAAGGAGGUAUCCCAGAUUUGAAUGAGUUACUUGGGCCCAUUGUAAAUGGCCCAGCUCCGGAAGCCCAUGUGCCACUGGUACCUCAGGUGAUUGAACCAGUUCAGCCUGCACUUGAGGAGGGCCUAGUAAAUGCUCUUAUCAAUAUCAAUCGGCCCAGUGUGGGUCACAGCAUGGGACUUCUUCCACAACAGAUUGUCCCUCAUUAUUCUGACAUCUCAGUGGAUCCUAUGCAACUUGAAUUACUAGCCAAUGCUAAUUAUCAACCAACAGCUCCAACAUUACAGGCUAAUCUAGUUAAUCAGGCUAAUCCAGUGGCAGGUAGUACUUCUGCACAGAAAACUUUAUGUGAAGAUCAGAAUGCAGCACCUAAAGAGACUGACCAAGUGGAAGGGAUACCUGAAGAUUCUAACUCAGGUGAGCAUGUUCCUAACAUGUCUGCACCACCUGGGUUUCCUAUUCCAGCAUAUCUUAAUGAGCCCCACACUAUUCAAUUAGGGGGACAACACAGUAAACUCCAAGGGACACAGAUUAUACAACAAAGUCUUCUGACAGAGGAGGAACAACACUUGGGCAUAGAGGGAGCCAGAGUUUGGAGGGAGCCUUUUGCACCAAGUCCUAAUAGCAAUGAGGUGAUUCAAGUUCUUGUUGAUUGGGCCAAUUUUCUUUCAGUGGUAUUGCUCACACCUGGGAAAUUUGCAUGGGCAAAGCAAUUUAUUAAUUCUCAAGUCUGGGAGAUUAUCACACGGGGCUCUACUUGUCUUUAUACCUUGCCAUUUGCUAUCCCACAAUCAUGCUCUACUGAGAAUACUCUCUGUACUCUCUCUCAGCAGCUGCAUGACAAGAUGGAGCAGGAAGCCAGUUCUCCUCUACCAACUGCAUCUACAGACUCCAUUACUGCAUCCUCUACAUCUGCACUUCAGAAAAACAGAAAGAGGAAGGACAAGGCACCAUUGGUUGAAACUGAGGUCAACGAGAAGGACACCACUGAGGAGCAGCCGCAGACUAAGAAUAAGAAGAGCAAGAGCUCCAACCCAGCUAAGGAGCACAUCAGGAAGACUGCGGCUUCCAAGGAUAGCUCCAAGGCUACCUAG